AAUGAACGAACGGAGCGGAUGCGGCGGCGCUGCUCGGUAAUUAACCGCACCGUGGGCUCCGUCAUCAGCUCCAGCGCGUCCGCCUCACUCAUUAUAUCGAGGGCUGAGUUGGUGGCAUGUCCACCCCGGAGCCCCCGUUAGGAGGCACGCCCUGCCCGGGGCCCUCGCCUGGUCCGGGCCCGUCUCCAGGGGCCAUCCUGGGGUCUGGACUGUCCCCUGGAUCCUCACACAGCAUGAUGGGCCCCAGUCCCGGACCAGCCACUUCUACAGGACUCUCCUUUCCUCCGCAAGCGCCUGCGGGAUACAGCCAGGAGAGUCUGCACCAGAUGCACAAGCCGGUGGAGGAGAACCUUUCAGAAGACGCUCGCUUCACUCAGAUGAAGGUGGUUCCGAUGAGGAUGACCCGUCCAGGGAGCCCGAUGGACCAGCACUCGCAAGGAUACCCGUCUCCGCUGGGCUCUUCAGAGCACGUGUCCAGUCCCGUGUCCGCCAGCGGGCCUCCAUCAGGUCCUCUCCUGUCCACCUCCGGCUCUAGCUCUGCCUCGCUGGACGGUGUGGACAGCCAGUGCCUCCCGCAGCAGAACCGUCUGGGAAGCCAAAGCGCGGCCCCGGGCCCCAGCGGCUCCUCCGCUCCGACGCCCUUCAACCAGAGCCAGCUGCACCAGCUGCGGGCGCAGAUCAUGGCGUAUAAGAUGCUGGCGCGUGGGCAGCCGCUCCCAGAUCACCUGCAGAUGGCGGUGCAGGGCAAGCGGCCCAUGCCAGGGAUGCCCCAGGGACCAUCUCUGACCAGCCUGCCCCCCGGCGGAGUGAGCGCCGGCUUCAGCCGAGGACAUGGUCCUCUGGUCAAUGCGGCGACCCCCUCGAACACUCCUCAGAAGCUGAUGCCGCUGCAGCCCACCGGACGCCCCUCUCCUGCACCCCCGUCUGUGCCACCGGCCGCUUCUCCGGCCAUGCCACCGCAGACCCAGUCUCCAGCACACCUGGGCCACUCAUCUCAGCCCGCCACCAUGGUGCCGCUGCACCAGAAGCAGAACCGCAUCACGCCGGUUCAGAAGCCCUGCGGUCUGGACCCGGUGGAGAUCAUGCAGGAGAGAGAGUACAGGCUGGAAGCUCGUAUCACUCACCGUAUUCAGGAGCUGGAGAAUCUUCCAGGGUCUCUGCCUGGAGAUCUGCGCACCAAAGCCACAAUUGAGCUCAAAGCGCUCCGACUGCUCAACUUCCAGAGACAGCUGCGUCAGGAGGUGGUGGUUUGCAUGAGACGCGACACGGCCUUAGAAACCUCACUGGACUCAAAGGGCUACAAGCGCAACAAGAGACAGUCGUUACGUGAAGCACGAAUCACAGAGAAACUAGAGAAACAGCAGAAGAUCGAACAGGAACGCAAACGCAGGCAGAAACACCAGGAAUAUCUCAACAGCAUCCUGCAGCACGCCAAAGACUUCAAGGAGUACCAUCGGUCCAUCACAGCGAAGAUCCAGAAACUGACCAAAGCUGUGGCCACAUACCACGCCAACACCGAGCGCGAGCAGAAGAAAGAGAACGAGCGCAUCGAGAAAGAGCGAAUGAGACGCCUGAUGAAGAAGGACAAGCGUCUGGCGUAUCUGCUGCAGCAGACGGAUGAGUAUGUGGCUAAUCUGACGGAGCUGGUCCGCGCUCAUAAAGCUGUGCAGGCCCUGAAGGAGAAGAAGAAGAAGAAGAGGAAGAAGAAGAAGCUGGAGAACGCGGAGGGCCAGACGGGGGCUCUGGGGCCCGAUGGAGAGGUGGUGUGUGUGUGUGUGUUUUGCAGGCAUGCUAAACAGGACGUGGAUGAUGAGUACGGCAGCGCAGCGUUUGCUCGUGGGUUACAGUCGUAUUACGCCGUGGCUCAUGCGGUCACUGAGCGGGUGGACAAACAGUCGUCUUUGCUAAUCAACGGUCAACUCAAGCAAUACCAGGUCAAGGGUCUGGAGUGGCUGGUGUCUCUCUAUAACAACAAUCUGAACGGGAUCCUGGCGGAUGAGAUGGGUUUGGGCAAAACCAUCCAAACCAUCGCUCUCAUCACGUACCUGAUGGAGUACAAGCGCUUGAACGGACCCUACCUCAUCAUCGUGCCGCUCUCGACUCUGUCUAACUGGGUCUAUGAGUUUGAUAAGUGGGCGCCGUCUGUCGUCAAAGUCUCGUAUAAGGGAUCUCCUGCUGCUAGAAGAGCCUUCAUCCCACAGCUGCGCAGUGGCAAGUUCAACGUGCUGAUCACUACAUACGAAUACAUCAUCAAAGACAAGCAUGUGCUGGCCAAGAUUCGCUGGAAGUACAUGAUCGUGGACGAAGGCCAUCGCAUGAAGAACCAUCACUGUAAGCUGACGCAGGUGUUGAACACGCAUUACCUGGCUCCGCGGCGUGUGCUUCUGACCGGGACGCCGCUGCAGAACAAGCUGCCCGAGCUCUGGGCGCUGCUCAACUUCCUGCUGCCCACCAUCUUCAAGAGCUGCAGCACGUUUGAGCAGUGGUUCAAUGCUCCCUUCGCCAUGACCGGAGAGAAGGUGGAUCUGAACGAGGAGGAGACCAUCCUGAUCAUCCGCCGCCUGCACAAGGUGCUCCGCCCCUUCCUGUUGCGCCGGCUGAAGAAGGAAGUGGAGGCGCAGCUGCCUGAGAAGGUGGAGUACGUGAUCAAGUGUGACAUGUCUGCGCUGCAGAGGGUCCUGUACCGACACAUGCAGGCCAAAGGAGUGCUGCUGACCGACGGCUCAGAGAAGGACAAGAAGGGUAAAGGCGGCACUAAGACUCUGAUGAACACCAUCAUGCAGCUGAGGAAGAUCUGUAAUCAUCCGUACAUGUUCCAGCAGAUCGAGGAGUCGUUUUCUGAGCAUCUGGGUUUCUCAGGAGGAAUCGUUCAGGGGCUUGAUUUAUUCCGCGCCUCGGGAAAGUUUGAGGUGCUGGAUCGUAUUUUGCCCAAAUUACGAGUGUCCAAUCACAAAGUGCUGCUCUUCUGCCAAAUGACGUCCCUGAUGACCAUAAUGGAGGAUUAUUUCGCUUACCGCAGCUUUAAAUACCUGCGUCUGGACGGCACGACUAAAGCAGAGGAUCGUGGGAUGCUGCUGAAGACCUUCAAUGAUCCGGCCUCUCAGUGCUUCAUAUUCCUGCUGAGCACCAGAGCGGGUGGACUGGGCCUCAAUCUGCAGAGCGCAGACACCGUCAUCAUAUUUGACAGCGACUGGAACCCUCAUCAGGACCUCCAGGCGCAGGAUCGAGCACACCGCAUCGGACAGCAGAACGAGGUGAGGGUUCUGCGGCUCUGUACCAUCAACAGCGUCGAGGAGAAGAUCCUGGCGGCCGCUAAAUACAAGCUGAAUGUGGACCAGAAGGUGAUCCAGGCCGGCAUGUUCGACCAGAAGUCGUCGAGUCACGAGCGCCGAGCGUUUCUGCAGGCCAUUCUGGAGCACGAGGAGCAGGACGAGGGGGAGGAAAUGCUCAAAAAGCAGGACAGCAACACUGGUCAAGAAGAGGACGAGGUGCCGGACGAUGAGACCGUAAAUCAGAUGAUCGCCAGGAGUGAGGACGAGUUUGACCAUGCUCCUGAUGCAUCCCUCUGUUCUCAGGCGAUCGAGGACGGGACCCUGGAUGAGAUCGAGGAGGAGGUGCGCCACAAGAAAACGUCUCGGAAGAGGAGGCGCGAUCGGGAUCCGGACGCCAUCCCGUCCACUUCAGGCGCUCGCGGGGGACGAGAGAGAGACGACAACGGCAAAAGACAGAAAAAACGAGGUCGCCCGCCGUCCGAGAAGCUUUCGCCAAACCCUCCGCCGCUCACCAAGAAGAUGAAGAAGAUUGUGGACGCUGUUAUUAAAUAUAAGGAGAAUAACGGCCGUCAGCUGAGCGAGGUGUUCAUCCAGCUGCCGUCACGCAAGGAGCUGCCCGAGUACUACGAGCUGAUCCGCAAACCUGUGGACUUCAGGAAGAUCAAGGAGCGCAUCCGGAGCCAUCGAUACCGCAGCCUCAAUGAUCUGGAGCGAGACGUGAUGCUGCUGUGCCAGAACGCUCAGACCUUCAACCUGGAGGGAUCACUGAUCUAUGAGGACUCUAUCGUGCUGCAGUCGGUGUUCAGCAGCCUGCGUCAGAAGAUCGAGAGAGAGGAGGAGAGUGACGGAGAGGAGAGUGAAGAAGAUGAAGAGGACGAAGGCUCGGAUUCAGAGACUCGGUCUGUGAAGGUGAAGAUUAAACUGAGCCGUAAGGACAGAAGCGCAGAGCGCGGCAGAGGACGCAGGAGAACCGCGAGAACAAGAGCGAAACCUGUCGUUAGUGACGACGACACAGACGAGGAUCAGGAGGAGGAUCGGUCCAACAGCGCCAGUGAGGAAGAGCAGGGAUGAAGAUCCACAGCAAACCAUUAAAGAUACAAACACACCAUACAGUAGAAGAACACAAUCAUCCCUUCAUCAGCACCCAGAAUAAUCGUUCGUUCACACAUUCAUCAUUAAGAAGGAAUCUCUGCCUGUACUGAGAUGCUGUGGCUGUUUGAUUUUUAGGUUUUCAGACCUGGACGAGAUGCUCCUCAGAUAUCGUCAUGUUUCUGUAACGUUUAAUAUUAGACGUUGCUGUUUUAGAAGAGCAAUAUUUGUGAUCGUCUGUCAAAUGAUCUAGUAUAAACCCAGUAACCUGUCAGUUAAUUGCACUAGUGUGUCAUUAGGAGAACAUUAGCAUGUACAGUAGAUGUAAUAGAUUAGAAGCAGCCUGUUAUACGAACAUAUGAUUGUUGUUUUGUUGUACGAGCGGGUUGUGUGUGUGUGUGUGUGAAAGACCAGUUUUAAGGCCGUUAACACACUGACCUGACGCUCACGCUUACAUGCGCUUGAGGAAAAGUGUUUGGAGGGUUUUUGCAGACAGAAGCUCUCUGAAACACUCAUCUUGCGCUGAAGAACUCGAGUAAAGGACAGACGCACGAGAAGCUGCUGCUGACUCAGCGGUUCCCAACCACACUCCUGGACCCCCAGCACUGCACGUUUCGCACCUCUGCUCUGUGCAACACCCAUUGCAGGUCUUGGAGUCUCUACUAAUGAGCUGAUGGUCUGAAUCAGGUGUGUGUGAUUAAGGAGACAUGGAAAUCAUGGAAAUCAAACCCCUGCGCUCGGGGACGCUGCAAACACGGGAACAGUGCUUUCUCACAGAAAGCGGCUUUAUGAAGCGGAUCCCGGUCUGCUUCCAUCUCGUGUCCCUAAAUCGUGUCGCUGCUCGUUUGUGUAACGCUGAAAUACGCUGAACUCUGUUUCUGUCGCUCGUAUUGCUGGAAAUCGCCAGCUCUGAUUGAAAAUGGAUGAUGUCUGUUGAUUUGUAACUGCUGAACGCUUUAGAAGAGAACGGCCCUGUGUGCGUCUGAGUGUUUAUUCACGUUAAAACAGGCUUUCUCUUCAGCUCCAUCACUAAUCAAACACACCUGAACAAGCUAACCAAGGUCUUCAGGAUCACUAGAAAGCUACAGCCAGGUGAGUCUGACCACAGCUGGAGUUAAAGUGGAUCUGGAGGACCGGAGCUGAGAAGUCCUGUGUUAAAUCAUCAUAUCUAUAACUCUGUUUCUGGUGUUUUGACGGCUGAUCUGCUCUGUUACUGUAGUAGAUGAAUCAUAUUAUUCCUGAAGUUUCUAGCGGCUCUUUAAUGGCAUGUGCUCUUACUGUAGUGAAUGUAUGUUUUUGUGUGUAGAUCUUCAUUCGCUAGAUGAAACCCAAUAAACAUCACAACCUCA
This is a messenger RNA of Sinocyclocheilus anshuiensis, 5710 nucleotides long. RefSeq names its product SWI/SNF related BAF chromatin remodeling complex subunit ATPase 4b (gene smarca4b). The coding region runs from base 117 to 4343 and encodes 1408 amino acids. Gene Ontology annotation, cellular component: nucleus. Gene Ontology annotation, biological process: regulation of DNA-templated transcription. The transcript is spliced from 28 exons. NCBI's taxonomy places the organism in Eukaryota, Metazoa, Chordata, Actinopteri, Cypriniformes, Cyprinidae. The record is from RefSeq and is a predicted model, not a curated record. Gene Ontology annotation, molecular function: protein binding; ATP binding.